Molecule: messenger RNA, 1902 nt
Organism: Prinia subflava (tawny-flanked prinia)
Lineage: Eukaryota; Metazoa; Chordata; Aves; Passeriformes; Cisticolidae
Gene: DPEP1
Product: dipeptidase 1
Exons: 11
Coding region: 90-1769 (559 amino acids)
Biological process (GO): proteolysis
Cellular component (GO): plasma membrane
Molecular function (GO): metallodipeptidase activity
Source: RefSeq, a predicted model, not a curated record
GGGAGGGGGCCAGGAAGCCCGAGAGAUGCCAGCCCCACAUCGUCCCCAUCCCGAGCUCCCCAUGGCUUCCCAUCCCAGCACACCCCAGGAUGAGGUGUCCACUUGGACCGGCCAUCUCCACGUGGCUCCGUGCCAUUCCUAAGAAGCCCCACCAAGGCCUCGUGCUGGGAAGGUCACCACAGCUGGAGCCAGCAGGGAUGCGCAGCAUCCGCAGGAUAGCGGUGCCUCAGUUUCCCCUCGGGACGCUGCAGCGGGACGGGCGUGUGGGGGAUCCCAGCACACACGGAGGAGCAGCGGCAGCCCCACACCGCGGCCGUGCCACCCCCGCUGCCUCCCCCGGGGCAUGUGGCGGCUCCGGCGCCAUGGCGGGGGGUGGCUCUGGGGUGGCUGGAGCCCAUCCCAGCCCCGUCACCGCACGCAAGCCGGAAAACUUAAUUCACAGCCGUCGCAGGCAGGGACUGCCCGAGUGUCCCGGGCCGGGGUCCCCCCUUGUCCCCAGCAGCACCCAGCAGGAGAAGAUGCCAGGUGGGAGCGUGUGGGUGCUGGUGCUGGCGCUGGCACUGCCCAGCACUGGACAGCAGCACCUGGAGGAGGCCAAGCGCAUCAUGAACACCACGCCGGUCAUCGACGGGCACAAUGACCUGCCCUGGCAGCUUCUCAGGAAGUUCAACAACCAGCUGAGGCUGCCAAAAGCCAACCUGACCCUGCUGAACGACACCCACACCAACAUCCCCAAACUGCGCCAGGGGCACGUGGGAGGGCAGUUCUGGUCGGUGUACGUGCCCUGUGAGACACAGAACAAGGACGCGGUGAGGCGCACGCUGGAGCAGAUGGACGUGGUGCAGCGCAUGUGCGACCUGUACCCCGAGACCUUCGCCUGCGUCACCGACAGCCACGGUAUCGAGGAGGCGUUCCGGAGCGGGAAGGUGGCCAGCCUCAUGGGGGUGGAGGGUGGCCACUCCAUUGACAGCAGCCUGGGCGUCCUGCGCACCCUCUACCGCCUGGGCGCCCGCUACAUGACCCUCACCCACAGCUGUAACACCCCCUGGGCUGACAACUGGCUGGUGGACACCAAGGAUGAAAAACCUGUGCACCACGGCCUCUCACCUUUUGGGAAGAUGGUGGUGGAGGAGAUGAACCGCCUGGGCAUGAUUGUGGACCUGGCCCACGUCUCGGUGGACACGAUGAAGGUCGUGCUGAACAUCUCCAAAGCCCCCGUCAUCUUCAGCCACUCAUCUGCCUACAGCAUCUGCCGGCACCGCCGCAAUGUGCCCGACGACGUGCUGCAGCUGGUGGCCUCCACGGGCAGCUUGGUGAUGGUCAACUUCUACAACGCCUACGUGACCUGCAGUGACAAGGCCAAGCUGUCCGACGUUGCUGACCACCUGGACUAUGUGAAGAAGGUGGCCGGUGCCCAGGCUGUCGGCUUCGGCGGGGACUACGACGGGGUCUCAGGGGUCCCCACUGGCCUGGAAGACGUCUCCAAGUAUCCUGCGCUGGUGGCCGAGCUGCUGGCGAGGAACUGGACAGAGAAGGAGGUGAGGGGGGCCCUGGCUGAGAACCUGCUCCGGGUCUUCAAAGAAGUGGAGAGGGUGAAGAGGAGCCUGCAGGGCACAGCUGCCCACGAGACCCCCAUCGCCUUCGAGGAGCUGGAGCAGCAGUGCAGAACCAGCUACGGGUACCCCAACGAUGCUGGCACCGCGCAGCGCCCUCCGGCAGCCCUGGCGCUGGCGCUGGCAAUGGCCCUGCCCCUCUCCGUGCUGUCCUAGCACCAGGGCUGCCGGGCGGGCACGAUCCUGCGCCGCUUUCUGCCGGCAAAAUAAAACCGUGGCUCGAGCAGUGCCGGCAGCGAGUGUGAGGCUCUGUGGGACCCCCCGCGCCCCCCUGGCUGGAGAUGUCGGG